CCGACCUCAUAGAGAGUGACCAAGACCUCGAGCGAAAUUCUCUGAGCGAGAGCACGAGCGAUGGAGAGCAAGGUAGAAGCAGAAGCAGUGCAGCUGGCGGGGAAGAAGAAGAGCACCUUCCCGUCGUCGGCCGCCGACGACGGGAGAGUGGAAGCCGCCAGCAUGGGCAUCAUGGCGUCGUCGCCUUCUGCCGCCUCUCCAGCAGCCAUCGUCUCCGCCUUCCUUGCGCCCCCGCUGUCGCUGCUGCGUCACGUCGCUUCUCUCUGCGCCGGCUACCUGGGCCUCGACGGCGGCCUGAAACCUCCUGCUGCUGCUGCUCCUCCUGCGUCGUCGUCGUCUUCAGCAGCUGCCGCCGCCACUUCUCAGCGAGGCGAGGUCGUUGACGUUGAGGCUGCUGCAUCCGUCGAAGAUUACUGCGCGGCGGAGGUGGUGCUUGCAAUUGAGGUGCGGUCGCGAGGGUUCACGCCACCACAGCGUCGCAGCGCACCCCGGGAAUCCAAAAUAGCCGCCGUUGGGGGAGUGAUUCAUUAGCAGCUUCGGCUGCAGAAACGGGAGAAGAAGCCUUAUCUGGUUGCGCAGUAAUUAAUAGAGUAUUGAACAUGCAUGCGCGCGCUUAAUUAUUAGUUCAGUUCAAGAACAGUCUUCUUGUGGUUCGGUUCGGAAUAAAAAAAAACAGAAAAAAAUGUAUAGCUAUUCCUCCCCUCUGAUCAGUAUCAAAAAGAGUGUCGAUCAUUAUGGGUUUCAUGAAUAUUGUAUAGUAUUUUCAUUAUAGUCAUUACAUGUAUUUCUGUAA
Messenger RNA from Zea mays, 793 nucleotides. RefSeq lists its product as uncharacterized. NCBI's taxonomy places the organism in Eukaryota, Viridiplantae, Streptophyta, Magnoliopsida, Poales, Poaceae. The coding region runs from base 61 to 531 and encodes 156 amino acids. The transcript has 2 exons. The record is from RefSeq and is a predicted model, not a curated record.